UGUUCCUCGGACACAGCGGAUCACGGAAAGAGCCGAAGAUGUCAGCUCGGCCAUGUGAUCAGCUGUGUCCAAUCACAGCUGAUCACUGAUCAUCAGGGCACUGAUGAUCAGUGUGCCCUGAUGAUCAGUGUGGCUCCAGAAGUGCCACUUGUCAGUGCUCAUCAGUGCCAUGUGCCAGUGCCCAUCAGUGCCACAUCAAUGCCACAUAUCAGUGCAUACCAGUGUACAUCAAUGCCACAUAUCAGUGCCCAUCUGAGCUGCCUUUCAAUGUCACCCAUCAGUGUUAGUCAGUGCCACCUAUCAAUGCCAAUCAAUGCCACCUAUCAGUGAUGCCAAUCAGUGCCACCUAUCAGUGCCAGUCAGUGCCGCCUAUCAGUGCCAGUCAGUG
Staurois parvus is the source of this 388-nucleotide messenger RNA. The record is from the annotation of a GenBank genome assembly. Lineage: Eukaryota; Metazoa; Chordata; Amphibia; Anura; Ranidae.